AUGGCGUAUCAUGUUAAUGCGUCGUCUUGGGAUAUUGAGAUGCAUCAGUAUCUGCUGAUGUCGUCGAAGAAGCAUGCUCGGCUGGCUUUACGAGUGCCGAUGCCUUUUGACGGGGCGACGUAUAGUGACGGUGAUAAUCAGUUACUUCAAUACUUUCAAUGCACGGCCUCUCAAGCUUUGACGAUUCUCGGCCACGAUCCAGUGGCGCUGGGUGAGACGCUCAUGCGCCUGGCUCUAUCGACAACAUCCCACUCUGCAACUGCAGUCCGGCAAGGCAUACUAGGCCUGUCCUCGCUGCACCGCUAUGGCGUGCACAGGAAGGCCGUUGAAAUUAAAAUCGCAGCAAUUGAAGCCCUAGCCGCUGCAUCGAGCGGGCCCAUCAGCGACAUCGAAGCAAUGCAGCACGUCGCCGCCGGGAUGCUGCUGUGUUCAUUUGAAAUACACAGAGCAUCAUGUACAUCAGGACAGUGGAGAUGGUACAUCACUGGUGCUAAGAGUAUCAUACGGGCGUCGUCUCUGUCUCAAUACAAACACGACAGCGACUUCAACAUCUUAUUGGACUGGGUGCAUUACCACGAUGCGCUGUCGCGUCUUAGUUCGCUGCACUGGUAUCCUCUGCCAAAAGGCCAGGACCCUCCAUCGAGUAAUACGACGCCUGAAGAAGAGUGCAGAUUCGAUGAGUGUGAGGAUACCCCCAUCUUGCCGGCUAUCUUGCCGGCUACUUCGUCUACUGCGAAUACCCUCCAGAUCAUCCUCACGGAGGCUUGCGAUAUGCUGGCUGCGAAGCAGCAUUCCACCACCAUCGACCAGAAAUACUAUCGCAGUUUCAUGAAUGACAUUAGCUGGAGACUUGGCUCUCUCUCUAUCUCCGUGACAUCAGAUCCCAUCCUCGAGCUCUUCCACCUAGCCAUGAUCGUCUACCUCAACCGCGCAACAGGGAAUCUGCUCGAACCAGAAUCCAAAACGCAACAACGGAUAUCGCGCGCAUUCACCAUGUUUGCGUCUAUGGGAUUAUGCGAGCGUCAAUUCCCGUUGUUUAUCCUCGGGUGCGAGGCAAGGACCGACGAGGAUCGGCGCAUGGUCCUUGACCUUGUUGACCGGACUGAUAAGGCUGCUUCGUCGCGCUGGAUGUUCCUUACUCGCGCAUUCAUGCAGAAGGUCUGGGUGCAGGAUGAUCUUGCGGAGGGGGAGUUGGAUUAUAUGGAUAAGUUGAGUGCGAUUAUGAGUACGUGUAAGAUUUUGCCUCCACUUGUUUGA
This is a messenger RNA of Aspergillus puulaauensis, 1257 nucleotides long. RefSeq lists its product as uncharacterized. NCBI's taxonomy places the organism in Eukaryota, Fungi, Ascomycota, Eurotiomycetes, Eurotiales, Aspergillaceae. Gene Ontology annotation, biological process: positive regulation of transcription by RNA polymerase II. Gene Ontology annotation, cellular component: nucleus. The transcript is spliced from 3 exons. The coding region runs from base 1 to 1257 and encodes 418 amino acids. The record is from RefSeq and is a predicted model, not a curated record. Gene Ontology annotation, molecular function: DNA-binding transcription factor activity; transcription cis-regulatory region binding.